AUGGAUGGAUGCUCCUGGAUGAUGGGCAAUGAAGUGCAGGAAAGCAUGUGGGAUGCGCGCAGGAAUGCGUCACAGGAGAGUAGCGCAUGUGUCAUGCGAUGCACAGGAAGAUCACACAUGGCUCUACAGGCAUACAGAGGUUUGUACUACACAGACCACAUCAAGGAGUCAGCCGAUGAGGUAAUUGCAAGUGGGGGUAUUACCUCUCAUGGUUCCAAGUUGUGUGUGUGCCAUGAGAUGACCACAGAGAAAUAUGAGGCAGAGUUGGCCACUGUGAAAGAGAAGGUUCAGAAGAGGGCUACCAAAGCCAAGGAAAGCCAGGAUGUUGAUGAAGACACAAAAGUGAAGGCUAUCCAUGAGCUUCCAAUGAUAUUGGACCAAAUUUUUCAACACCUUACUUGCAUGACGGGAGGUUGGAAAUUCUCAGUCCUGAUGGGUGGUCAUGAUCCAGAAUCUGGGGGUACCAUGCAUUUCUUCGACUAUCACCUUGGUGAAGGCGCAGCUGGGGGACAGUUCGCAGACUCAUACAUCAAGUACAGCAAUGUACUUAAGGGGUUUGCAAGUUUUGUAGAGAGCACAAUCAAGUAUGAGGAGUCUCUUCCAGUUAUCCGCAGUGGGCAUGACAGCAAGGCAGAAGAGAAUGUUGAUGAGUCCAAUGUCAAGGGGGACUGGAAUCAUAGUGGUGAUAGAGAGCAUGAGAAACAGGCUAGAUUUGAGGUGGCACUUGAUGGGUUGACUCCAAUUCCAAACAACAAGUCUAAUGCAUCACAAAUGCUUCAGUUCAACUUGCCCAAAGCUUCUAUUGGUUCUGGGGCUCAUGACACAUUGCCGUUCAAUUACAAUGCUAUCAACUACAACAGUCUGCAGCCUGCAGACUAUGAGGCUGCAUUGUCCUCUUUCCUUGAGGCGUCUCUGCUCAAAUCAGACUUUGGCAUGGUGGUAUCCAACUCAAAUCUGCCACCUCUACCUCCAGUAGGUAGGGAAGUCCCAGUGCCACCAUAUUGUUUCCCUGUGCCUCAGAGCAUUGAGCCUGCUGGUCCUGCACCAGCUGUGGUGUUCCAGCCUCCUGCACUCCAAAUGACUGGACCUCCUACUCCCCCAGCAUCUCAGACCUCGCCUCCUGCAUUCCACAUGACUGGACCUCCCACUCCCCUGGCUUCUCAGAUCUCACCUCCUGCAUCUCCACCUCCCACUCCCCCGGCUUCUCAGAUCUUGCCUCCUGCAUCUCCACCUCCCACUCCCCCAGCAACUCAGAUCUUGCCUCCUGCAUCCCAAAUGACUGGACCUCCCACUCCCACAGACUCACCUCCUGCAUCCCAAAUGACUGGACCUCCCACUCCCACAGACUUGCCUCCUGCUCCACCUUCUGCAAUGACCAGACCUCCUACUCCCUUGACAUCUCAGUCAGUGUUUGCUGCACUGGGACCUGGGCCCCUUCCCCCCACAGUGCCUCAACUUGCUCACCACAUCAAGGACGAACAACCUGGUGUUUGGUGGACUGGUAGGACACAUCGAGCCAUCCCUUUCAAUCGUCACGAACUAGAUAAUUCUGGCCAAGUGGGCGGGGAAAAUGAUACAUCAACUCAGGCCUCGAAAUGUGGCAACAAGCACAAUGCUGAAAAUACUUGUAACACAUCUAGGAAAUUCUUUGAUGAUGGUGUGGGGAAAGUCAGGAAUGAAAUGGGGUAUGGCCCAAAAGGGAAGGAAAGGUUUCCAAAAAGGGAGGGAUCUGCUUCGACACCUGAUUCUAACAUGGUGCUGAUCAUGGGUUCUGGAGGGCGACAGGGAGAUGGCAUCGGUGAUUGA
Suillus subaureus is the source of this 1806-nucleotide messenger RNA. RefSeq lists its product as uncharacterized. The transcript is spliced from 15 exons. The record is from RefSeq and is a predicted model, not a curated record. Bases 1 to 1806 code for a protein of 601 amino acids. NCBI's taxonomy places the organism in Eukaryota, Fungi, Basidiomycota, Agaricomycetes, Boletales, Suillaceae.